CGUCUCAGCUGCCGCUGGGGAGAGCAGUUUCCGGAGCACCGAGGGACCCACCAGCCACCGAAGAUGCCGAAGCCAAUCAAUGUCCGAGUUACCACCAUGGAUGCGGAGCUGGAGUUCGCCAUCCAGCCGAAUACCACGGGGAAGCAGCUGUUUGAUCAGGUGGUGAAGACUAUUGGCCUCCGGGAAGUGUGGUACUUUGGACUCCAGUAUGUGGAUAAUAAAGGAUUUCCUACCUGGCUGAAACUUGAUAAGAAGGUGUCUGCCCAGGAGGUGAGGAAGGAGAACCCGCUGCAGUUCAAGUUCCGGGCCAAGUUCUACCCCGAGGACGUGUCCGAGGAGCUCAUCCAGGACAUCACCCAGAAGCUCUUCUUCCUCCAAGUGAAGGAGGGGAUUCUCAGCGACGAGAUCUACUGCCCCCCUGAGACCGCGGUGCUCCUGGGGUCCUAUGCCGUGCAGGCCAAGUUCGGAGACUAUAACAAGGAACUGCACAAGUCCGGGUACCUCAGCUCAGAGCGGCUGAUCCCGCAAAGAGUCAUGGACCAGCACAAACUCACCAGGGACCAGUGGGAGGACCGGAUCCAGGUGUGGCACGCGGAGCACCGCGGGAUGCUCAAGGACAGCGCCAUGCUGGAGUACCUGAAGAUUGCUCAGGACCUGGAGAUGUACGGAAUUAACUAUUUUGAGAUAAAAAAUAAGAAAGGAACAGACCUUUGGCUUGGAGUGGAUGCCCUUGGACUAAAUAUUUACGAGAAGGAAGACAGGUUGACCCCAAAGAUUGGCUUCCCUUGGAGUGAAAUCAGAAACAUCUCUUUCAAUGACAAAAAGUUUGUCAUUAAGCCCAUCGACAAGAAGGCGCCUGACUUCGUGUUCUACGCACCCCGCCUGCGGAUCAACAAGCGGAUCCUGCAGCUAUGCAUGGGCAACCACGAGCUGUACAUGCGCCGCCGGAAGCCCGACACCAUCGAGGUGCAGCAGAUGAAGGCGCAGGCCCGUGAGGAGAAGCACCAGAAGCAGCUGGAGCGGCAACAGCUGGAGACCGAGAAGAAGAGGAGGGAGACGGUGGAGAGGGAGAAGGAGCAGAUGAUGCGCGAGAAGGAGGAGCUGAUGCUGCGGCUCCAUGACUAUGAGCAGAAGACCAAGAAGGCGGAGAAGGAACUCUCCGACCAGAUCCAGCGAGCCCUCCAGCUGGAGGAGGAGCGGAAGCGGGCACAGGACGAGGCCGAGCGCCUGGAGGCCGACCGCGUGGCCGCGCUGCGCGCCAAGGAGGAGCUGGAGAGGCAGGCGGCGGACCAGAUAAAGAGCCAGGAGCAGCUGGCCGCAGAGCUCGCCGAGUACACGGCCAAGAUCGCUCUCCUGGAGGAGGCGCGGCGGCGCAAGGAGGACGAGGUGGAAGAGUGGCAGCACUGGGCCAAGGAAGCCCAGGACGACCUGGUGAAGACCAAGGAGGAGCUGCACCUGGUGAUGACGGCCCCCCCGCCACCGCCGCCGCCCGUGUAUGAACCCGUGAGUUACCACGUCCAGGAGGGCCUGCAGGAGGAGGGCGCCGAGUCCACGGGCUACAGCGCCGAGCUCUCCAGCGAGGGCAUCCGGGACGACCGCAACGAGGAGAAGCGCAUCACCGAGGCCGAGAAGAAUGAGCGCGUGCAGCGGCAGCUGCUGACGCUGAGCAACGAGCUGUCCCAGGCCAGAGACGAGAACAAGAGGACCCACAACGACAUCAUCCACAACGAGAACAUGAGGCAGGGCCGGGACAAGUACAAGACGCUGCGGCAGAUCCGGCAGGGCAACACCAAGCAGCGCAUCGACGAGUUCGAGGCCAUGUAGAGGCCGGGCCGCCCCGCGGGCAGGCGGCGCCCUGCUGCAGGGCUCUGCCGGUCGGCCCCCCGCCUCCCGCUUGCACCCUUAGUACUCUAAACCUAGACACCCCUGUCCUGUCAUACUCCAGUUCAUUUCCAGAGAGCAGUUCUCCCAGCCGAGACGUUCCGGGCUGGGAGCCAGCGGAAGCCUCCUGGGUUUGCUUUCCCACUUGUACCAUUGUGCCAAACAGGCCUGGCUCUGGGAGCACUCGAAUCCCUUCCCGUGUGUGUGUGGAGCAGGCUGGAUGGAGUUGAGAGUCGGCCUGUGUGAGACGAGGUCGGGGUCAUUAAAGACCACGGGGUGGCUCACACCGUGCCAUCUCUUCCUCUGUUGAAAUGAGCUCAGAUUGAUUUGUUCCUGAUUGCUACGAAGCCUCCACCCGUAGCUCGUGUUCGGAGGGUGGGAAUUGGGGUGCCAGUCGAGUCCGAAGCACUGUCCCGCCCUCAGAGUCCCCUCCAUUCAGUUCAGCCGGCAGACCUGCGCCGUCAUGCAGUGAGCAGCGUGGGAGGAUGCUUGCUAAGCUUUUUCUUGUUUUUUUUUUUUUUUUUUUUUUGCUUAGCCUUUAGAAUCCACCAUUGGACUUACACACCUGAUCAGUUAGAGUGUAGUAUUUAUAUAUAAGUGAUAAUAGGGGUUUGUAACGUUAGUUUUAAAAAGGGAAACUUUUGUUCUGUAUAUUUUGUUACCUUUUACAGAAUAAUAAAAUCCUACAUCAGAA
Messenger RNA from Tupaia belangeri chinensis (Chinese tree shrew), 2575 nucleotides. It is a transcript of the gene EZR, whose product is annotated as ezrin. NCBI's taxonomy places the organism in Eukaryota, Metazoa, Chordata, Mammalia, Scandentia, Tupaiidae. The transcript has 13 exons. The coding region runs from base 64 to 1824 and encodes 586 amino acids. Gene Ontology annotation, molecular function: actin binding. Gene Ontology annotation, cellular component: cytoskeleton. The record is from RefSeq and is a predicted model, not a curated record.